Messenger RNA from Punctularia strigosozonata HHB-11173 SS5, 1785 nucleotides. RefSeq lists its product as uncharacterized. Gene Ontology annotation, biological process: regulation of DNA-templated transcription. The transcript is spliced from 3 exons. The record is from RefSeq and is a predicted model, not a curated record. NCBI's taxonomy places the organism in Eukaryota, Fungi, Basidiomycota, Agaricomycetes, Corticiales, Punctulariaceae. Gene Ontology annotation, molecular function: DNA-binding transcription factor activity. The coding region runs from base 1 to 1785 and encodes 594 amino acids.
AUGCAACGGCCCAUGUCCAUGUCCGCGUCCCCGCCAUCCUCCUCCGCCUUCCAACUCGGCAAGAUGAAGCUCGCGUCCACCGCAAAGACGCUCACUCCCCAGCGCAAACACCGCAAGAUGCUCAAAGACGGCUCAUCCGAGGUCUGGCCCGAGAGCAUCGAGAUGAUAUUCGUCAAAGGCCUCGAAGAGUACCUCACCUCGCCCUACGCAAAUCACAGCCGCGGCCGAAGCCGGUGGCGGAACCAGUUCCUCGUCGACCACCUCCAGAAGCACGGCAUCGUGCGCACCAAGAAGCAGGUCGCCUCUCACAUCCAGGUCCUCCGCAACAUGUGGAAGGGCGAGCCGCACUUCCGCCUCGUCGCCGGCGGGGACGACGACGACCUGCAGCCCGGCUCCGGCGCCGAGCCGACCUCGCCCUCGUCCUCCUCGCUCUCCGAGUUCACGCCCGAGCGCGCGGCCCACGCGCAGCUGCACCCGCACCACCCCAGUCCCGGCGGGCACGGCAACACCAGAGAUCUGAUCGACCGGCACAACCCCGCGCCCUCCGUCCCCGUACCGGUCAAGACCGAGCCGCAGUGGUACCUCCCCGGCGCCGGCUACGGCGUCUCCCCGCCGUCGGCCCACUACGCGCUCCCUCGGUACAGCCCCAAUACCGGCAGCUCGCUCUCGAUGGCGCUCGCCGAGCCGUCCUCCGUCGCGGUUAAACCCGAGCCGGACGCCAUCGACCCCUCGCACCUGCUCUGGAACCCGAGCUCCAGCCCCCCCACCUCUCACCCGAUGAACGUCUCGCCGCCGACCCAGCAGAGCCGUUUCAAAUACGAGCACCGCUUCCCCCCGCCGACCACGCCGGAGACGAACCGGGUGCGGAGCGUGUGCGUCUGGGCCGAUGACGGCGGGGGCGGGGGCAUACCGCCCGUCUCCAUCGACGUCGACAAGCUCGCCGCCUCGACCGCCUCAACGCCCUCCUCGCCCUCCUCCUCCCCCUACGCUUCUUCUUCUUCUUCUUCUUCCACCGACGCCAGCUCGAUCCCGCGGAUCGCCAUCCGCAUCAAAGUCCGCGUCCCCGCCCCAUCGCCCGUCCAAGGGCUCCGCGGCACCGUGUCCCUCGCGGGCACCUGGCGCGCGGCGGCGCAGUGCGCGACGUACCUCCAGUGCGGCGGGGCUCAGGGACCGUGUUUAUCCCGGGAGACCGGGGCGCUCGAUCCCGCCGCCGCGCCGGCGACGAUGGUCCAAGCCGCGAGUGGGACCGGCGGCGUCGUCGCGGGCCUGCCGCCGUCCGCGCUGACAAGAUGCGCAUGGCUAGACGAUGCCCAGAUGCCGGCGACGAUCACGCAGCGGAUAGAGGUCGACGGACACGUGCUCGCGCUGCUCAUAUACGACGUCGAACGCGUCGGGUUCCCGACCGCGCCGUCCGCGGAGGUGGUGUACUACCAGAAAUUCAAAGCGUCGGCGACCGCGACCUCGCCGCCACCGCCGCCGCUGCUGCCCCACCUGAUCAUACCUCAACACCAGCAGCCGCACCCGAUAUCAAUACCUCAGCAGCAGCACCAGCACCAGCAACAACAACCGAUACAUCAUCAUCAGCGGCAUCACCACCCGCAACAGCUGCCGUCGCCCGUCUCGCCGAACACCAACAACGGCAUGGCCGCCUCCCCGUUCCCGACGGACGCGCCCAUAACGCAGUACGGCCGGCGGCACUUCCCCCCCGGGGCGAGCAUGCAGUGCGCACCCUCGCCCGCGCCCGCGUUCGGGUACGGCGGCACGCCCAUGCCCUACUGCCAGUAA